UUUUUCAUAUCUACUUUAUUCUACACUUACAACAUACUCAAUUAGAUACAUUUACUAUGCAAAUAAGCACUUUAUUUGCAUAGCUAAUGAUGAAAUUCUAUAAUUCCAUUGUGUUCCGUAACUGGACUGGAAUAAAUGUAACACAUGCAAUUCAUGGCAGGCGGAACAUAAACAAAUACCAAACAUGAAGAUGAGUAACUGGUGGAAAUGAGGUCGCCAAAUUCUAUGUCUUUCACAAGGGUAGAAUUUUUCAACAGGUACUUAAAAUUUGUCUCACGUACUGAUACUCUACUUAUCAUAUAUAAAGAAAGCUUAGUGAAAAUGGAGUACAAUCUAUUUUGCGUCGAACAAUUGUGAAAGCUCUCGUGCAUGUACGUGACAAAAAUAUUAAUCGGACGAUGGCGCAGAAGCAAAUCCGAUUAGGUUUUGAUAGCAAUAAAAUCAUAUAGAUAUGAAUAUUAUUUAUCAUAUAUAUCAUAUCAAGAGAAUCUUUCCAAAAACCAGAUAUAUUGCAUAACUCUUGAAGUAUGAAAAAGGAUCACAGAGCCAACCGUGCACCCCCGCAAAAUAUCGUACAGUCCAUUAUGAUUACCGGAAAAGUCAGGUAAGGCCAGACACCGUCCCCGUACAGUUGCCCUUUUGUUCCCUUUUGACACACUGUUUUAGUCUUUACCUUCUACCCCCUACCACAAACAUAUACCCUAUAACAGAUCUCGGAUGGCGAUGUCAAACUUCAACAGGAGGCGAGCGAUCCCGCUCUUGGUGUCGUUUGUGGCAGGCAUGGUGACUCAGGUGUUCUUUAACACGUAUGAAGUCAGCAUGUUUGAAGGCUGGCCUGCCAUCACGCCAUACUCCUGUCCGGUAAGGUUUCGGGUGGUCGGGAACUGUUCGUGCCAUGAUCUGCAGUCUCAGCUGUCCACAUGCCAGCAGACAAAGUUUGUCACACAGUUCAAGUCCUGUCACGUCCCGAUACAGAAGACGAAGACUGGCGUCAAGGGUCCAAAGAAAAUAUUUUUGGACUGUGGAGCCAAUGUUGCAUCCAGCGUGCAGCUUUUCAGAGAAACAUACCCAGGCGGCCAUGAUUACGUCAUUCAUUCGUUCGAGCUCGACGAGAGACUGCAGCCGUACUUCGCUCCGUACUCCAACCACGAGCUUCACUGUCCCACGGCGGUCUCCGAUACAGAUGGAGAGAUGACGGCGUUUUCUGAAUCGGCCUGGUCUCCAGACAAGGGGAAGAACAACGGCGUGGACAUGCAGUGGGGAGGGGGGUCUCUGUUCGUUAGCGAAGCCGAGAAGAAGGACACUGACACAGGAGGCAACAGAAAACUGUCUCACCGUAAAACAGUGCCAACGGUAGAUCUGUCCCGAUGGAUACGGUCUAACUUUGCAGUUGAAGACGACAUAGUGUUCAAGCUCGAUGUUGAAGGAGCAGAGUACGGCAUUCUGAAGAAGAUGCUGAAAGAAGACACGUUUCGCUUCAUUGACAAGUUUUACGGUGAGUUCCACCCCUGGCAGCCUACUGGACUAAGCAGCAGCGAGAAGAGCCAGCUGAUGGUCGAGCUGACGGAGAAGAAGAUCACGCAACUGUCGUGGGCAGCAGAGGUGCAAGACUACCAGGAUAUUGAGGAGUUGCACGAUUCUAAGGCCCCAGAUGGAACCAGCCUGCAGCCGGCCUUCUACCUGCCGGCCAGCGCCAGUAGGGACAUCAGGCAGGCUGCGGCACGGAGGGACCUGCGGGUGGUGUACCCAACUGCGAGGUUUCCUCCAACUAAAGGAACUCUGCUCACCUACAACAACUACUACUACUACCGGGACGUCGAACGCGUGCCUAAAGCUUUGCGCAUGAUCAGUACAGCUCUAGGCCAGGAGGGAGGGAUCGUGAGCCUCGACUCUGACCAUCCGGACAGCUACAUGAUCUCUGUGUUUCUCCUGGACUAUCUGGUCGAGAACUCUGGUUUCCAACUAGUUGGAAUCAAUGACUGUAUAGCAGGAGUUUAA
Messenger RNA from Branchiostoma floridae (Florida lancelet), 1998 nucleotides. RefSeq lists its product as uncharacterized. The record is from RefSeq and is a predicted model, not a curated record. Gene Ontology annotation, biological process: carbohydrate metabolic process. NCBI's taxonomy places the organism in Eukaryota, Metazoa, Chordata, Leptocardii, Amphioxiformes, Branchiostomatidae.